Messenger RNA from Aplysia californica (California sea hare), 1543 nucleotides. RefSeq names its product cell division control protein 42 homolog. The record is from RefSeq and is a predicted model, not a curated record. Gene Ontology annotation, biological process: small GTPase-mediated signal transduction. Gene Ontology annotation, molecular function: GTPase activity; GTP binding. Lineage: Eukaryota; Metazoa; Mollusca; Gastropoda; Aplysiida; Aplysiidae.
CAGUGCAAGCUGUGAUAUAACUCGGCCCCGUCUUGCUUGAAUGGUCGGAACACUGUCAUUCUUCCAGCUGAGGAGCGCCUAACACCCACUCGUUUAUUUCGCUUUUUGGUGAUUUUCUUUCUACUUCUACCACGCCAUGUAACAGAAGAAUACGCAGCUCAACUCAGCCGUGCGUACCUUUUUUCUUUCCAUUCGCCGAGAAAGGUUUUGUUUUGUUGUUACGAGCAAAAACUUUCUGAGGGUGAAAAGGAUGCAACAGGGAGUGACCCUUUUCACUUUCGUAUUGGAUAAGACUACGGGGGUAUACUGAGGAGCUAAGAAUAACCUAUGUACAACCUUUUAGGCGGAUACGCCUUCAGCUAGGAAGACACGAGAUACGAGUGCGUAUAAAGUACAUUGUACUUGACAGUGCCGUUAGCUUAAAGGACAGCCGAGUUCUGGUGACAGACGGAUACUUUGAGUUACUAACAAAACAUCCCCUUUGUGAUCUUCUCAUUCUUCUCGGUCGCAUUACACUAUGUUUCCAGCUCUCGUCAAUACAACGUGUAAAGCAACAGGGCGAGGAAACCCCCCUGCGAAAUCUUAAAUCGAUGACAGAAGUGACUCAUUAAUUGUUUACCUGCUGAAAAGGGCAAAGCCAUUAGGCUGCGUUACGUCUCAUAGUCCGUUUUCUAUUUCCCACGCCUGUUUCUUCAUGUGCCUUGGGCGAAGAAGUGCUAACAGAAGACGGUGAACAAGGAAAAAAUAAACGAUUAAACUUUGUAAACUGAACGCUGCAACUCAGUUUGUUUACAGAAUUUGCAAAUGUUACGUGAACGUGUGGAGUAAAGGGCUAGAAAAGGGGGAAAGAAAUAAAAGUAAACAAGAAUAAGAAGCGAGAAAAGUAGAAAACGAAAAAAAAGAAGAGCAAGAACAACAAUAAGAUAAACAACAACAAAAACAGCAGGAACAGCAGCAGCAACAACGAAAGGGACGACAACACCAUCAUCAAAUGCACACAUAAGCUCAACAAAUGCACAUAAAAGCUCAACCUUCAACCACAAAGAGAGAAAUUAGGAGUGGCGUCAACAUAUAAAGUGCUGUUGAAACAUUCUGUAUGCUUUGAGAGUGAAAAAAAUCUGUACGUAGAAACAAUCUCGUGAGUGUAAGUAUUUCGAGAUGGCAGAACUUCGGAACGGCUCUGCCCGUCGGCAAAAGACCAAAUCAUCGGACCUGACGAAUCUGCGUAUCAAGUGUGCUAUUCUCGGCGAUGGCAAUGUCGGCAAGUCGGCCAUGCUGCUCACCUACUUGACCGGGAAGUUUCCAGACGAAAGUUGUCCCGGGCCUAUUGAUGGGCUAUCAGAGUUCGACCACCUCACAACCAGGCCAGUGACCAUCACCCAUGAAAACACCGAGGUUGAGAUGAGCUUUGUGGAUACGUACGGACAGGACGAAUACGACAAGUUACGAGAGAGGCUGUGCUCUCAGGCAGACGUUUACCUGCUGUGUUAUGACGUCAGUCGUCCGGCGUCAUUCGACAGGGUGAAACACCAUUGGGUGCCAG